Archocentrus centrarchus (flier cichlid) is the source of this 4775-nucleotide messenger RNA. RefSeq names its product phosphodiesterase 4B, cAMP-specific a (gene pde4ba). The record is from RefSeq and is a predicted model, not a curated record. Bases 798 to 3035 code for a protein of 745 amino acids. The transcript has 14 exons. Gene Ontology annotation, molecular function: 3',5'-cyclic-nucleotide phosphodiesterase activity. Gene Ontology annotation, biological process: signal transduction. Lineage: Eukaryota; Metazoa; Chordata; Actinopteri; Cichliformes; Cichlidae.
AGCAUUUCCCUGCAUGCUGAGCUCUGCUCUGCUCUGCUCACUGCUCUGAGUGUGCGAGUGAAGGGAAAUCUGACUUGAGGCUCAGCAUAGUGGGAGUCACUCUGUGCCACACCGGGAGUGCCUUUGGGAGAGGCGGGGGUUGUUUGCAAGGAAGAGGUUCGUCAAGCAGUGGUUAAUGGAGGGAGAGCAAGACAGGAGGAGGCAGAGAGCACUUUUCAGUCCUUCUGAAUCUUUCAUAAGGGAGAUCCUCCAGCAUCAAACUGUCUGAUGGACUGAGAGAAAGAGUUGGUGUGCAUUUAACAGGCACCAACACUGACAGAGAGCUAGAGGAACACAGGGAAAAGGAGGGGGCACUGGGGCGUGCAAGAGCAGGACAGACCAGGAGAGAGAUGGACAAGCGGUAAUGAGAAGGGGAUUUCUUCUGUAUGUGGCCCAGCUGUAGAAGCUCCUCUGAGAGCCUCUGAUGAACAGAAGACCAGCAGGAAAACAGAGGGCAUGAGCUACAGAAAAGAGAGAGGGAGAGGGCACGACUGCUGGCUGGCUAAUCCCUAAACUCGUGAAGAACGAGGGAAAAGGGGAAGAAUUGAAAGCACAGAGUCCAAGCAAAAAAAAGGUAUGUGUGAGCUGGCCUUUUCCUGAGUGACUGUUUGUGCGUGCUGAGUCUUUCUGCAGGAGUGAAAAACUUCACUGUGUCUGCAAGAGGAGGACAAAAUAAAACAUACAUGACUAACUAGUGGGACUCCAUUUGGACAGAAAUUGGCAGAAUUUGACAGAGGAACACAAGUCUGCCUGCAGGGAUGUCAUCCAACGAGCUGAGUGUUGAGAUGGACUCGUGCAUUCGGACGUUCAAGGAGCACAUGCACCUGGAGCUGGAGCCACCCAAGAUGCCAGGUGUGAUGGGUGGCAAGAGGGGAGCCACGUCCCCGAAGCUGUCCCCUAGAAGCUCCCCGCGCCUCUUCCGCAAGCUGAUGGUCAACAAGAGCAUUAGGCAGAGGCGACGCUUCACUGUAGCUCAUACCUGUUUUGAUGUGGAGAAUGGCCCCUCUUCUAGCUGCAGCCCCCUGGACCCUCAGGCCUCCCCGGGCUCUGGUCUGGUCCUCCACACCAACUUCCCAGGUCACAACCAGCGCAGAGAGUCCUUCCUCUAUCGCUCAGACAGCGACUAUGAACUGUCCCCCAAGUCCAUGUCACGAAACUCCUCAAUCGCCUCUGAACUACAUGGCGAUGACCUGAUCGUAACGCCUUUUGCUCAGGUUCUUGCAAGCCUUCGAAGUGUAAGGAAUAACUUCACUGUACUGACCAAUGUCCAGUGUGCCUCCAGCAAGCGAUCUCCUGCAGCAACAACACAGCCUCCAGUCACCAGAGUUUGUCUCCCAGAUGAGGCGUACCAGAAGCUGGCCAUGGAGACAAUGGAGGAGUUGGACUGGUGUCUGGACCAGCUGGAGACGAUCCAGACCUACCGCUCUGUCAGCGACAUGGCCUCCACCAAGUUCAAGAGAAUGUUGAAUCGGGAGUUGACGCACCUAUCUGAGAUGAGUCGGUCUGGGAAUCAGGUUUCCGAAUUCAUCUCCAACACCUUCCUAGACAAACAGAAUGAGGUGGAGAUCCCAUCGCCAACAUCCAAGACACGAGAGAAGAAGAAGCAGCAGAAGCAGCAGCUGAUGACACAGAUUAGCGGGGUCAAGAAGGUCUCCCACGGGCCCUCGCUCUCGAGCAGCAGCAUCGCACGCUUUGGGGUCAAGACUGAUAAGGAGGAGCUGCUGUCCAAAGAGCUGGACGACCUGAACAAGUGGGGCCUGAACAUCUUCUCAGUUUCAGAAUACUCCAACAACCGACCUCUCACCUGCAUCAUGUAUGCCAUUUUCCAGGAGCGAGACCUUUUAAAGACAUUUAAGAUCCCAGCGGAUACAUUUGUGGCCUACAUGAUGACACUGGAAGAUCACUAUCAUUCAGAUGUGGCCUACCAUAACAGCCUGCAUGCUGCUGAUGUAGCCCAGUCCACACACAUCCUCCUCUCCACUCCAGCCCUGGAUGCGGUCUUCACAGAUCUUGAGAUCCUGGCAGCCAUCUUUGCUGCAGCUAUCCAUGAUGUUGAUCAUCCCGGAGUAUCAAACCAAUUUUUAAUCAAUACCAACUCUGAGCUGGCACUAAUGUACAACGAUGAGUCUGUGCUGGAGAACCAUCACUUGGCUGUGGGAUUCAAGCUGCUACAGGAAGACAACUGUGAUAUCUUCCAGAACCUCACUAAGAAGCAGCGUCAGUCCCUGCGCAAGAUGGUCAUCGACAUGGUUUUGGCCACUGACAUGUCCAAACAUAUGAGUCUGCUGGCUGAUCUGAAGACUAUGGUGGAAACGAAGAAGGUAACGAGCUCUGGAGUGCUGCUGCUAGACAAUUACACCGACAGGAUACAGGUGCUGCGUAACAUGGUGCACUGUGCUGACUUGAGUAACCCUACUAAGUCCCUGGAGUUGUAUCGUCAGUGGACUGAUCGCAUAAUGGAGGAGUUCUUUCACCAAGGUGACAGAGAGAGGGAGAGGGGAAUGGAAAUCAGUCCAAUGUGUGAUAAACACACAGCCUCAGUGGAGAAGAGCCAGGUGGGCUUCAUCGAUUACAUUGUACACCCUCUGUGGGAGACCUGGGCCGACCUGGUCCAUCCUGAUGCUCAGGACAUUCUGGACACGCUGGAGGACAACAGGAACUGGUAUCAGAGCAUGAUUCCCCAGAGUCCCUCCCCGCCCUUCUAUGACCAGGGCACACAUGGACACAGUGGAGGCACUGGAGGGCAGGGGGGUGGGGAGAAGUUUCAGUUUGAGCUGACCUUGGAGGAGGAGGACUUGGAUGGAAUGGAGAAAGAUGGUGAAGUGGAGGAAGACGAAGAGGAGGAAGAGUUAGAGGAGGAGGAGGAUAGUCUAGGAGAUUCACGUUCUCCCCCGCUGGACUUUUUGGACAGUCAGGAGAACGAGGAGGAAGGCAUGAUUGAGCCCACGUCAGCAAUAGAGAUCGUGACACAUGAGGCAUCACCCACAGACACAUAGGGCUUCCAUCAUCAGGUUCACAUGGUGAUUUGAAAGGUUUUUAUUUGGAAAAAGAGGGGAAAAUCCUCUUGGAGCUGUGCUUUUUAAUAAGCCCACAAAGGCAAAGGCUUAGUUUUGGCCCGCGCAGUGGCAUGUUGCACUUGGGUGUUUGAAGCCAGACAUGGACGGACAGCUUCAGUAAAGCGGCUUCAGAGUUCUCAGGAAAUAAUAAACGCGAACAAUUUAGCCUUGAUGGACAAGCGAGACUGAUGGUGGAACUUGAAGGAAUUCAGCCAGUUUGGAAAAUGGUUACUUUUCUUUUUCUGGACUGGCAUUAAAUGGACACUGACACUACUGAGAGAAGUUUUGUACUUUGAGACUUUUGAGGGUUUUUUUUACCAAUAUAUGACAUGAUCUAGAAGUAGCAUAGAGUGAGAUCUACUGAUGGAGACACAUUUGUAUAGCAAGAGAAAGUGUUUACUUUUUUUCUGUACCAUUUGUCAAAGGACUUGUGUGCCUUUUUUACUAUUGUCUUUAUAAUAGUUUUUUAUUUAUUGAACACUCUAGUAUGUCUGUGAAAUGUUUUUUUUGUUUUUGUUUGUUCGUUUUUCUUAACUGAAAAGAGCAACAUUUUUUUGUAUAUUGAAAAGAUAAAAGUCUUCCAUGUAUUGGGCAAUAGAAAUAUCUAAACAAAUGUCGACAAACAACUUUUGGAGAAAUUCAUCUAAAUGGGAAAACAUUUCGAUCUCAGCACAGGUUCCUUCUUUACGCAUGGAAUUCAAAUGCUUGUCAUCCACGAUUCUUGUCGCAGGUUUAGCUUCAUGUUUUCUGUAUCACAUGUCGGUCAAUGAAUGUCACAGUUGCACAAAAAUAUAAAACCUCUACUUUCAUACUUGUUAAACAUCUUUUUUGUUGUUGAUGUUGUUGCUGUUUUUUUUUUUUAAAUGGCCUGCAGAUCAUUGUGCUUCCUACUGUUUCACACCAACAGUUGAAUUUUAAUACAAACUGUUGAGAAUAUAAAUUCUCUGAUCGCUAUAUUCUUAUAUUAUUCCUACAAAUUUUUGCAGUGUAAACCAUUUGGGGCAUUUUGAGCUAGACACAUUUGUCUAUUGAUUUUUGCAGUUAUGUUGGUGUGAAAUAGCGGUUAGCCACAUUAAACCCCUCAUUACCCUCUACCUAUGACCAGAUAAAAUAAGCAGCUUGACGAGCAUGCCAGAAAGGAAUGGGCCCUUACGUCAAGAGAUCUAUGAUAAAAAAAAAAAAAUCUGCUAAGGAUAAAAUUUGUAACAGUGAUCAGUCUAUUUUUAGCCCACUGGUAUGCUACAGUUGUAAUAAUCCUGUUAGAUGAAAUGGGUUCUGACCACAGACCUGUCUGAUGUAACACCCCACACCCCGCUUCUCUGCAAUCAGGCCCAGACCAGAUGAUUAAAGGUGCUCUUACAGUCGCCCGUCUGAAAGGCACUCUUCGACCCUCAUCAGCUUCAGCAUUCACACGGUUUACAAACCCCUCUAGGCUCUACGGACACGACCCCAAAACAAUCAGGCCAGCUAUUUCUUCCUCACGCUAAAAAUCCCUGAAGUUCUGCUCCUGCUCAUUGACGUCAAAUGAAUAUUUUUCCUCCCCCUCUGCUGUAUCAGGUUUCCAGGACGGUCAGGUUAUUAGGAUUUGGCACAGCCGGAACUGCUGGAUUCAGCAUGUCAGGCUAUGCCUGUUUCCAAAAAAAAAGAAAAAAGAAAAAGAGGAAUAAUUAGGUGCUCUAC